This is a messenger RNA of Orcinus orca (killer whale), 2155 nucleotides long. RefSeq names its product cleavage stimulation factor subunit 2 (gene CSTF2). Gene Ontology annotation, cellular component: mRNA cleavage and polyadenylation specificity factor complex. The coding region runs from base 82 to 1941 and encodes 619 amino acids. The transcript has 16 exons. Gene Ontology annotation, molecular function: mRNA binding. The record is from RefSeq and is a predicted model, not a curated record. Gene Ontology annotation, biological process: mRNA 3'-end processing. Lineage: Eukaryota; Metazoa; Chordata; Mammalia; Artiodactyla; Delphinidae.
GUACGGAAGCGUGUUCGGCGCUGGGCUCACGCGCCGUACGGAAGUGUGCUCUGGCGCACCGGAAGCCGUUGGAAGAGAGCGAUGGCGGGUUUGACUGUGAGAGACCCUGCGGUGGAUCGUUCUCUACGUUCGGUGUUUGUGGGGAACAUUCCAUAUGAGGCUACUGAAGAGCAAUUAAAGGACAUCUUUUCUGAGGUUGGACCUGUUGUUAGUUUCAGGUUGGUAUAUGAUAGGGAGACAGGAAAGCCAAAAGGUUAUGGCUUCUGUGAAUACCAAGACCAGGAGACAGCACUUAGUGCCAUGCGAAACCUAAAUGGGCGCGAAUUCAGUGGGAGAGCACUUCGAGUGGACAAUGCUGCCAGCGAAAAGAACAAAGAAGAGCUGAAGAGCCUUGGCACUGGUGCCCCUGUCAUUGAGUCACCUUAUGGAGAGACCAUCAGUCCUGAGGAUGCCCCUGAGUCCAUUAGCAAAGCAGUUGCCAGUCUUCCACCAGAGCAGAUGUUUGAGCUGAUGAAACAAAUGAAGCUCUGUGUCCAGAAUAGUCCUCAGGAAGCACGGAACAUGUUGCUUCAGAACCCUCAACUGGCUUAUGCUUUGCUACAAGCCCAGGUAGUGAUGAGAAUUGUGGAUCCAGAAAUUGCCUUGAAAAUUCUGCAUCGCCAGACAAAUAUCCCAACACUGAUUGCAGGCAACCCUCAGACAGUCCACAGCGCCGGACCUGGCUCAGGAUCCAAUGUGUCGAUGAACCAGCAGAAUCCUCAGGCCCCUCAGGCCCAGUCUUUGAGUGGAAUGCAUGUCAAUGGCGCACCUCCUCUGAUGCAAGCUUCUCUGCAGGCUGGAGUUGCAGCACCAGGGCAGAUACCAGCCACUGUAACAGGACCUGGGCCUGGUUCCUUAGCUCCUGGAGCAUAUAUUGUUCCUUUGAGGAAAACAGAAUUAUUGCUACGUGGGAAGGACCAGACAAGGACUUAUGGAGGAAUGCAGGCCCAGGUUGGAAUGCCAGGAAGUGGACCAGUGUCCAUGGAGCGGGGACAAGGAACCCUACAGCACUCGCCCGUGGGACCCACCGGGCCUGCAUCAAUUGAGCGAGUCCAAGUGCCGAUGCAAGACCCCAGAGCAGCUAUGCAGCGUGGGCCCUUGCCUGCCAACGUCCCAACUCCUCGAGGUCUGUUGGGAGAUGCUCCAAAUGACCCACGCGGAGGCACUUUACUUUCUGUAACUGGAGAGGUAGAGCCUAGAGGUUACCUGGGACCACCUCAUCAGGGUCCGCCCAUGCACCAUGUCCCUGGCCAUGACAGCCGUGGCCCACCCCCACAUGAGAUGCGAGGAGGGCCGUUAGCUGAGCCCAGACCUCUAAUGGCAGAGCCAAGAGGACCCAUGCUAGAUCAGAGGGGUCCACCAUUGGAUGGCAGAGGUGGAAGAGAUCCCCGAGGCAUAGAUGCACGAGGGAUGGAGGCACGAGCCAUGGAGGCAAGAGGAUUAGAUGCUAGAGGAUUGGAAGCCCGUGCGAUGGAGGCCCGUGCAAUGGAGGCUCGUGCAAUGGAGGCCCGUGCAAUGGAGGCCCGUGCAAUGGAAGUCAGAGGAAUGGAGGCCAGAAGCAUGGAUACAAGGGGCCCAGUCCCAGGCCCUAGAGGCCCUAUACCUAGUGGAAUCCAGGGUCCCAGUCCAAUUAACAUGGGGACAGUUGGCCCCCAGGGAUCCAGACAGGUCCCAGUCAUGCAGGGAGCGGGCAUGCAAGGAGCGAGCAUUCAGGGUGGAGGCCAGCCUGGUGGCUUUAGUCCUGGCCAGAACCAAGUCACUCCGCAGGACCAUGAGAAGGCUGCUUUGAUCAUGCAGGUUCUUCAACUAACUGCAGACCAGAUCGCCAUGCUGCCUCCUGAGCAGAGGCAGAGUAUCCUGAUCUUAAAGGAACAAAUACAGAAAUCUACUGGAGCGCCUUAAAAGGUUUUCAAAACUACCUGGCAACAAAUCUGGAAAUUAAUUCCAUAACUUUGUUGAAAUGUUGCAAAAAGAAGAAUUCUGCAUCCUAACCCUUGAAUGACUCAAAUUGGUGCCAGGUGGAGGACUCCCAUCACCUUCUCUCAGAACAAAAUCAGUUCAUUCUGUUGACUUAGUUUGUAUGUUUUCUGUGACUUGAAAUAAACUUUGAACACAA